CACAUGACAGAUAAUAUAUAUAACACAUACCUUCUAAUAGUGAACACUGAGUUAAGAAAGGAAAAUAUGAAUAUAUAAAAUUGUUUUUUUUUUAUUUUUUUUAUUAAUAUUCUCAAUUUCUGUUUUUACGACUUAUCUAUCAACAACUUGUAUUAAUAGGAAAGUAUUUUAGCACAUUGUAUUUUCUUUAUCAACAUUCUAAUAAAUACUAUGUGUGUUGUUCAUAUUUUUUACUAUAAUAUUGGUAGCAUUGUUAUAUGUUAAAUCGUGCAAGAUUGUGAUGGGGGAUCAGUCUCGUGGUAUCUGCCGGUGAUUCUAAGUGAACAUUGUUGAAUAAAAAUAUUUAUAAUUUUGUUGUAUGACCGUGCAAUUAGAUAAACAUAAGAUGUUUAUAAUAUUUCGUACGCUUCUCAUACUCAUUCAUCUUUUAUACAGCUUACGGUUAAUAAUUUAUAAUAGCUGUUUAAUUGUUCAUCGAAAGUGUAUAGGAUAUUGGUAUAAAAAAAAUCCAAAGAUUGAAAUAGAAAUGCUUGUACACAGUAUGAAUAAAUUAAGUAAACUGCCAGAGCAUGUGGUUAUUUUGGGAGAAAAGAAAGAUUGUAUCAAAGAUUCAAUACAAAUAAUCUCUUGGUGUAUUACAUUGGGUAUCCCUUUCAUUAGCUUUUAUGGACGGAAAGACUUUUUGUCACAACACGAAAAUGCUAUAAAACAAGAGUUUGCUAUUAGGAGACCAGAGUUAAUGGAAUAUAUUAAUUGGAGUCAGUUGCACAUUCCACACAAAGAAAAUGGAAUUACAGGUUCUAACACUAUGAUUCGAAUAUUAUUACCAUGUAAGAAUAGUGGAAAGGGUGGAGUAGUAUUGUUAACUCAACAUUUAGCAGAGGCUGUAACAACAAAAAAUUUAAAAAUAGAAGAAAUCAAUGAAAAUUUUAUUCGUGAAAAAAUGACGUUAAAAGGGAUUCCUGACCCUGAUUUAGCUUUAAUACAUGGACAUAUUUGCUCUACAUAUGGUUUUCUUCCAUGGCAUAUUAGGACAACAGGAUUUGUGACAUUACCUGAAUGUCACAAUGUGUCAGUAAAGGAUUUUAUUUGGAUACUAAAAAAAUAUAGUAAGCGAGAACAACGAUAUGGUGAAUAAUAUUAUUAUUUAUAAAUAAUUUCUUUAUGUAUUUGUGU
This is a messenger RNA of Vespa mandarinia (Asian giant hornet), 1176 nucleotides long. It is a transcript of the gene Tango14, whose product is annotated as transport and golgi organization 14. Gene Ontology annotation, cellular component: endoplasmic reticulum membrane; dehydrodolichyl diphosphate synthase complex. The record is from RefSeq and is a predicted model, not a curated record. NCBI's taxonomy places the organism in Eukaryota, Metazoa, Arthropoda, Insecta, Hymenoptera, Vespidae. Gene Ontology annotation, molecular function: ditrans,polycis-polyprenyl diphosphate synthase [(2E,6E)-farnesyl diphosphate specific] activity.